Messenger RNA from Siniperca chuatsi (mandarin fish), 2079 nucleotides. RefSeq names its product carbonic anhydrase VII (gene ca7). Gene Ontology annotation, molecular function: carbonate dehydratase activity; zinc ion binding. The record is from RefSeq and is a predicted model, not a curated record. Gene Ontology annotation, cellular component: cytoplasm. Gene Ontology annotation, biological process: regulation of intracellular pH. Bases 120 to 1031 code for a protein of 303 amino acids. The transcript has 8 exons. Lineage: Eukaryota; Metazoa; Chordata; Actinopteri; Centrarchiformes; Sinipercidae.
ACAUAAACCUUAUCAAUAGCUACACCGGCUGAUGUCCGUGUCCCUCCUCCACGUGCGCACCGGAGUGCGUGAUUCAAACACCGACACCUUGGUCAGACUUGAAUCCACUAACAGGGACAAUGACAGGGAAUCACUGGGGAUAUGGAAAAGAUGACGGUCCUUCUAUAUGGCACAAAAACUACCCCGUUGCCCAGGGGAACCGGCAGUCUCCAAUUGACAUCGUCCCCCAUCAGGCUUCACAUGACCCCAGUCUGGGCCCGAUUGUCCUAAACUAUGAUCACUGCACCUCCAUCAACAUCGCCAACAAUGGACACUCUGUUGUUGUGGAGUUUGAUGACUCGGAUGACCGUUCAGUGAUCCAGGGAGGCCCUCUUGACAACCCCUACAGGCUGAAACAGUUUCACUUCCACUGGGGUGGAAAGGGCUGCCAUGGCUCUGAGCACACUGUUGCAGGAAAUAGCUUUGCCUCUGAGCUUCAUCUAGUACACUGGAAUGCUGUCAAGUACAAGACGUUUGGGGAGGCGGCAACAGCUCCUGACGGCCUCGCUGUCCUUGGCAUCUUUUUAGAAACAGGUGACAACCACAGAUGGCUCCACAUGAUAACAGAUGCCCUGUACAUGGUGAAGUUUAAGGCUAGUGUCACAGAUUUCAAAGGUUUCAACCCCAAGUGCCUCCUACCCAGCAGCCUCCAUUAUUGGACCUACCUGGGAUCACUGACCACACCCCCCCUACAUGAGAGUGUCAUCUGGAUCAUCCUGAAGGAGCCAAUCAUAGUGUCUGAAAAGCAGCUGGGCAAGUUUAGAAUGCUUCUGUUCAGUGGAGAGGAAGAGGAUCAGAGGAUACGCAUGGAAAACAACUUCAGGCCUCCCCAGCCUCUCAAAGGCAGGAAACUUGUCCUGAGGAUUUCUGAUUUACUAUGUACUGAAGAAAAAAGUUCAAGAAGUCAAUCUCAUUACUGCCAGCACACUUUCCCUCUACUGGCCAGAAGCUUCAGUGGCAGAGGGAGGAAUCAGUUUUUUAGAAUGAUUUAGGGGAGAAUAAAAGGGAUGUUAUGAAGCAAUAUAAUCAUUUUAACACAUAUUGGUCAAAUAAUAAACUUGCUAUAUGUUAAUGAAGAUUCAAAGGUUAGAUGUGUACUUACACCUCGAUAGCUGUUCAAGGAAAACUAGUGUUGCUGAGGGAACAAGGUGCUACAUCAAUUAGCACCUUGUAAGGUGCUAUUAUAUGUAACUGGUAAGUCUGUAUAUCUGUUGCAAUUUGUAGACUGGUAUCGCACCGCUCUGCCGUCUGCAGUUUCUCUGCCUCCUUACUGAUCCCGAUUGAUGCCCUGUUGAUCUGGCCUAUUGCUUGUGGAUUCCCAGUCCUUGUGGCCAUAGAUCCAUUCCAGUCCAACAAUCCCAACUGGAGGUGGGACUGGAUUAGUGCUGCAUUUGCUUAAACUGCUUGGUUUGUCCUUGACCGAGGGCAUGAAAGUCUCAGCUCCUUUUUAGAGCUCAAUAGACUGAGAUAUUCACCCCCAGCAGUGUGACUUCUUAUUUUUAGCAUGCUCUCCAGAUUUAACAAAAACCCGUCUUCGCAACUAUUUCUCAUUUGGGAUUUACCCAAUGAAUUCAAUAUUUCAAUCAAACUCUGAAUCUUUGUUUUUAUAAUCUUCAUUCUGAGAUUAAACUGCAUCCCGCCUGAAGUGUUGAAAUGCUGGUUUGUUGUUUCUACUAUGCACGAGGUAAUGCACACUCUUAUUAACAGCUCACCUCUGAAGCUGCAUUUGUAAGAAAAAUACAUGCACAGUCAAGUAUGUAAAUGCCUGACAGCCUCACAUGGGUGAGUUAUGGCAGCUGUAAUGCUGGUCCUUAUUUAGAGGGACCUGGAUUUUACUAAUACAGAGGUAUGACAGGGAUAAACCUAUUUUGUUUCCAUAAAGCACACGUGAAGAAAGGCAAGCACUUCCUCUAUGACUGUUUUUAAGUUGUGGCUGUAAAAGAACAUUACAAAUGAAAUUUAUGGGUGGUUUGAAUACUUUUGUAAUGCAUUCAAAAUCUUGCCAUGUUUGCUGAAUGAAAUAAAAUUCUACUACUUCUA